This is a messenger RNA of Dioscorea cayenensis subsp. rotundata (Guinea yam), 3855 nucleotides long. Its product is annotated as protein TPR1-like. The record is from RefSeq and is a predicted model, not a curated record. Gene Ontology annotation, molecular function: protein binding. Lineage: Eukaryota; Viridiplantae; Streptophyta; Magnoliopsida; Dioscoreales; Dioscoreaceae. Gene Ontology annotation, biological process: regulation of DNA-templated transcription.
AGCGAGACGAAGUCCUCCACCUCUGCCCACGCUCGCCCUCUCGCUUUCGAUCGAAACUCCAAAUCCAUGCGUUCACAAACCCUAGUUUCCCCAAUUCUCGUGUUCCCGCCGUGAAAUCCCUGGUUCUCACGGUCAGAUCCGUCUACGAAUUGCUCUGGUCGUCGUUUCAAGCUCCGAUUUGACCCCUGAUUCGCUGGUUUGGUGGGGUUUCCGAAGGAUGUCGUCGUUGAGCCGGGAGUUGGUGUUUCUGAUCCUCCAGUUCCUUGAGGAGGAGAAGUUCAAGGAGUCUGUUCAUAAAUUGGAGCAGGAAUCGGGGUUUUAUUUCAAUAUGAAAUACUUCGAGGAGAAGGCGCUGGCGGGGGAGUGGGACGAAGUGGAGAGAUAUCUCUCUGGGUUCACGAAGGUCGAUGAUAAUAGAUAUUCGAUGAAGAUAUUUUUUGAGAUAAGAAAACAGAAGUAUCUUGAAGCGCUUGAUAGGCAUGAUAGGGCGAAGGCGGUUGAGAUAUUGGUGAAGGAUUUAAAGGUUUUUUCAACGUUUAAUGAGGAGUUGUAUAAGGAGAUCACCCAGCUUCUCACACUUGAUAAUUUUCGGGAAAAUGAACAGUUGUCUAAGUAUGGUGACACUAAAUCAGCUCGUAGCAUCAUGCUUAUUGAGCUUAAGAAGCUCAUAGAAGCAAAUCCACUAUUUCGAGACAAGCUAGUGUUCCCCACUCUCAGAGCUUCACGGUUGAGAACUCUAAUUAAUCAGAGCUUGAAUUGGCAACAUCAGCUUUGUAAGAACCCAAGGCCGAACCCUGACAUCAAGACCUUAUUUACAGACCAUACUUGCGCCCCUCCAAAUGGAGCUCGUGCACCAUCAGUCUCUGUUCCUCUUGCUGCGGUUCCGAAGCCUGCAACAUUUACUCCACUUGGAGCUCAUGGGUCAUUCCCACCUGCAGCAGCGGCAGCAAAUGCAAAUGCUUUAGCUGGCUGGAUGGCUAAUGCAGCUGCUUCAUCAUCUGUUCAAUCUGCUGUUGUUUCUGCAUCACCCAUACCUUUUCCUUCCAAUCAAGCUUCUCUUGUGAAACGCCCAAGAACUCCUCCAAAUGCUCUCAAUAUGACAGACUAUCAGAAUGCUGAAUCUGAACAACUUGUGAAACGCAUACGGCCUAUUACACAUCAGCCUGAUGAGGUUGCAUAUCCUGCUCCUGGGCCCCAAGGUGCAUGGUCACUGGAUGACCUACCGAGAACAGUAGCAUGCGCUAUGAAUCAGGGAUCAAGUGUGACUAGCAUGGACUUCCAUCCUUCUCAUCAUACACUUCUUCUUGUGGGUACAACGAAUGGUGAAAUCACUCUCUGGGAGGUCGGUUUAAGAGAGAGAUUGGUUUCAAAGGCAUUUAAGAUAUGGGAAAUGACAACUUGUUCUUCACAAUUUCAGGCUGCUAUUGUGAAAGAUUCUUCAGUAUCGAUUACUCGAGUUUCAUGGAGUCCUGAUGGAAGUUUGAUAGGGGUUGCAUUUUCAAAGCACUUGAUUCACCUUUAUGCCUAUCAAGCACCGAAUGAUCUUCGCCAAUUUAGGGAGAUUGAAGCUCACAUUGGUGGAGUAAAUGACAUAGCAUUCUCUUAUCCAACCACCAAACAAUUGUGUGUGGUAACUUGUGGGGAGGACAAGCUGAUAAAGGUGUGGGAUUUGAAUGGUCAGAAACUUUUUAACUUUGAAGGACAUGAGGCACCUGUUUAUUCUAUUCGUCCCCACUAUAAGGAAAAUAUUCAGUUUGUCUUCUCAACUGCACUUGAUGGGAAAAUCAAGGCAUGGCUGUAUGAUAACAAUGGUUCUAGAGUUGACUAUGAUGCCCCUGGGCAUUGGUGCACAACAAUGUUAUAUAGCAGUGAUGGGAGCAGGUUGUUUUCAUGCGGGACUAGCAAAGAUGGAGACUCUUUCCUUGUUGAAUGGAAUGAAAGUGAAGGCGCAAUAAAGAGAAAAUAUUCUGGCUUCCGUAAGAAGUCAACUGGUGUUGUUCAGUUUGACACCACACAGAAUCAUUUCCUGGCUGCUGGUGAAGAAAAUCAGAUAAAGUUUUGGAAUGUGGAUAACCCGGCUAUGCUUGCAAGCACAGAUGCUGAGGGAGGACUUCCGAAUCUUCCCCGAUUGAGAUUUAACAAAGAAGGGAAUCUUCUUGCUGUCACAACAGUGGACAAUGGUUUCAAAAUACUUGCUAAUGCAGAAGGCCUUAGAUUACUGCAACCUUUUGGAAGUCGACCCUUUGAAGCAAUGAGGGGUCAAUUUGAGGCUUCCCCUAUUAAGGUUUCGGCUGCUCCAAUUGUUGCAAGCAUCUCCGCAAACAUCAGUAAGGUGGAUCACUUGGACAGAAGCUCUCCUGCGAAGCCAUCUCCUAUUCUUAAUGGAGCUGAUCCUUCCAGGAACAUCGAGAAGCCAAGAAUUUCAGAGGAUUUGCCUGAUAAAACCCAGCCCUGGGAAUUGUCUGAAAUUGUGGAUCCUCCUCAAUGUCGUGUUGUUACUCUGCCGGAAAAUGCAGAUGCUCCAACCAAGGUCACAAGACUUCUUUACACAAAUUCAGGUACUGGUUUAUUAGCUCUAGGAUCCAAUGCUAUUCAGAGAUUGUGGAAAUGGGCUCGCAAUGAACAGAACCCAAGUGGCAAGGCCACGGCUAGUGUUGCUCCCCAACAGUGGCAACCAAACAGUGGUCUUGUUAUGACCAAUGAUGCUUCGGAUACAAACCCUGAAGAAGCAGUUCCUUGCAUAGCACUUUCAAAGAAUGAUUCGUAUGUGAUGUCUGCUUGCGGAGGGAAGGUUUCUUUGUUCAACAUGAUGACAUUCAAGGUGAUGACAACUUUCAUGGCACCACCUCCUGCUUCAACUUAUUUAGCCUUCCAUCCACUGGACAAUAACAUCAUCGCUAUUGGAAUGGAGGAUUCUACAAUCCGCAUUUAUAAUGUUCGGGUGGAUGAGGUGAAAACAAAAAUGAUUGGUCAUCAGAAGCGUAUAACUGGCUUAGCUUUCUCAAAUAAUCUCAACAUUUUAGUGUCUUCUGGUGCUGAUGCUCAGCUAUGUAUUUGGAACACUGAUUCCUGGGAGAAAAAGAAAUCCAUUUCAAUUCAAUUGCCUGCUGGGAAGGCUCCUGUUGGUGAUACUAGAGUUCAGUUUCAUUCUGAUUCAAUUCGGUUGUUAGUGGUCCAUGAAUCACAACUAGCAAUAUACGAUGCCUCUAAGGCGGAACGUAUUCGUCAGUGGGUUCCCCAAGGCAGUCUAGCUGCUCCAAUAUCACAUGCAGCAUUCUCAUGCAACAGCCAGCUGGUUUAUGCCGUCUUCUGUGAUGGCAACAUCGGAGUGUUCGAUGCUGACAACUUGAAAUUAAGAUGUCGAAUAGCACCAUCAGCCUACUUAUUUCCAGCAUCCACAAACAGCAACCCGGCAGUGUAUCCCUUGGUGAUCGCGGCACAUCCACAGGAAGCAAAUCAAUUUGCAGUUGGAUUAACAGAUGGAACAGUUAAAGUCAUUGAGCCUUUAGAAUCAGAAGGUAAAUGGGGGUUACUGCCUGCUGAUAAUGGGGUUGUAGUACAAAAUGUCCGGGCAACGGCAUCAUCAACAACAAGUAACUCAGCUGCAGACCAGCUCCAACGAUGAUAUCUUUUGUCUUGGUGUAAUGUAAUCAUGUGUUAUGUAUCUUUAUUUCUUAUGUUGUGUUAAUAUUAGGUCAUUUUAUCUUUUUCUUUGUUUCUUUAUUUACCUUAGUAAGUGCCUGCUGAAAGUAGUCAGUUAAAGAAGUAACCAAGGGAGUGUGAUAGAAGACUGAUAAUGAUAGUUUAUAUGUUAUGGAUAUGGUGUAAUUCUCAGUAAAUGUCUUUGUUGGUAUA